AUGAUUUUCAUUGCCCCUUUCCAGUGCAAGCUCCCUUCCCACUACUAUCACAUCAUGUUUGAUAACAGGAAGAUCAACGACAAACAAAAAUACAAGUCGUUGGUCGAUAACGACGCCUUGAGCAAUGUGGACGGGCUGGGCAAUCUCACAAGCAUCGGUGGCUACUUGUACAUUGGUAGUAAUGCCGUCUUGAGCAAUGUGGAUGGACUUGGCAAAAUCACAAGCAUCGGCGGCUACUUGGGCAUUGACAGUAAUGCUGCCUUGAGCGAUGUGGAUGGACUAGGAAAUGUCUCAAGCGUCGGUGGCGGCUUGUACACUACUGGUAAUACUGCCUUAAGCGAUGUGGAUGGACUAGGCAAUGUCUCAAGCAUUGGCGGCGAGUUGUACAUUGGUGUAUGUUGUCUCGAAAGCGCGUGUCGCCGUCAACUGUAG
Molecule: messenger RNA, 432 nt
Organism: Monosiga brevicollis MX1
Lineage: Eukaryota; Choanoflagellata; Craspedida; Salpingoecidae
Exons: 5
Coding region: 1-432 (143 amino acids)
Cellular component (GO): plasma membrane; cell wall
Source: RefSeq, a predicted model, not a curated record